Messenger RNA from Drosophila erecta, 371 nucleotides. RefSeq lists its product as uncharacterized. The coding region runs from base 11 to 259 and encodes 82 amino acids. The record is from RefSeq and is a predicted model, not a curated record. The transcript is spliced from 2 exons. Gene Ontology annotation, molecular function: protein binding. NCBI's taxonomy places the organism in Eukaryota, Metazoa, Arthropoda, Insecta, Diptera, Drosophilidae.
UCUCUCCAACAUGAAGUUGAUCAUCCUGGUAGUCUUUUUUGCUUUUCUUGGACUGGCGGAAUCGGAGAACUGUAACAAAGAUUGCUUGAGAAGCGGAAUUAGCUAUCUUUGCGGGAAAACUGUGAGAAAUGGCAGGGAAAUUCGCUGCACCUACAAGAAUCCCUGCGAAAUGGAUCUGCAUGCCUGCCAAAAACGGGAACAGUGGAAGAAAGAUACAACAGGUCGAUGCACACGCGACUCAGAGGAAUGCAGACGGUAGGGGGAAAAUUACCAGGCGCAGGAGAAGCAGCUGAAUAUUUUUAAGCAAUAUAUAAAUAUUGACACAAUUGACAAGGCGAAAUAUAAGAAGUACAAUUUUUGGACAGCCUCUG